CUCCAUUCAUCUCAACUUAUACACUCUUCAUUUGCGCUCAAGCAUAAGAUAUCGCUGCUUUUGAGUUUUUAGAGAGAAUCUUCUCUUUCAGUUCACCCGAGUUUCAUAAACACUCGUUCCUUUCCUUUAAUUCGCUAAUUCCUCCAACCUCGAUUCUACUCACGCGACCCGCAAUCUGUCCCGUUCUCUUUGUCAACUUCUAAGCCCAACACAUUCAGAUCGUCAGCAUGGCUAGCAAAGGCGCCACCAAGCGUUUGACACGCGAAUAUAAAACCAUUUCAGAGAACCCUCCUCCUUACAUUGUCGCUCAUCCAUCCGAAUCCAACAUCCUUGAAUGGCACUACAUCAUUACCGGUCCUGAAGACACUCCUUAUCAUGGCGGUCAGUAUUGGGGCACUCUCAUGUUCCCCCCAAACUAUCCGUUUGCUCCUCCCGCCAUUCGCAUGCACACUCCGUCCGGUCGAUUCCAGCCUUCGUCGCGACUAUGUCUGUCCAUCUCCGAUUUCCACCCGAAGUCUUUUAACCCCGCAUGGGAAGUUUCAACUAUCCUAAUCGGCCUUCUCUCAUUCAUGACAAGCGAAGAGAUGACGACCGGUUCCGUUUCCAGCACUGCCGCCGAACGACGCUCCCUCGCCGCUCGAUCACGCUGGUGGAACUCGACUGGUAAUGGCACACACAGCAAGACAGGCCCUGUCCAGAAGGGCAACAUCAAGGCUGGUGACGGCGGCGCCAAGUUUCGAACAGAGUGGCCAGAGGUGGAUGCUGAGAAUUGGGAGUGGAUGACCAAGAACAAGGUUGACCCUGUCACCGGUACACGAUUAGAUGCUGAUAACAGCGGAUCCUGUCGACCUCAGCUUGGUAUUUCAGGGACUAGCGGUCAUCAAACACAAGCCGUUGUUGAUGUGGUCAACCAACAAAGAGAUGCCAGCACAGGGUGGAUCUAUCGCAACAAACUUCUUGUUGCUGGUGCGGCUAUCUUCUUCUACGUCCUUGUCGCUAGACUCGUUAGCGGAGAUGAAUGAUUGGGGAGAGUUCUAUUUGUGAGGGGCUUCAUGUUCAUCUAAUUCUAGCUUUUGUUUUAUUACUGGCGGACUGGCGGGCGCAAUAGGUUAACAAGCCAGAUAUCAGGACUCGCGUCUCGAUAUGGCGUUUCAGGGCAUUCAAUGAGCGUUUACUUGAUGGGUUUCAAUUUGAUUGUCAUCAGCUCAAUCGCCUGCAUCGGUUGUGAUUCAUCGGAUAGAGACUCUAAUACAUCAAACAGGUAGACCAACAUGCCACAAUGCUCCUUGUAUUAAGUGU
Messenger RNA from Fusarium oxysporum Fo47, 1299 nucleotides. Its product is annotated as ubiquitin-conjugating enzyme/RWD-like protein. The record is from RefSeq and is a predicted model, not a curated record. The transcript has 3 exons. Bases 228 to 1022 code for a protein of 264 amino acids. Lineage: Eukaryota; Fungi; Ascomycota; Sordariomycetes; Hypocreales; Nectriaceae.